AUGAUUUUUAGUUCCUGUAAAUCACCUGUGACGCGUAAGGUGGAUCCCCGGGCUGCUCUGCGUGCCGCAGAGAGCAGCCUGUCAGUCCGCAGCACAGCACCACAGCAGAGGGAGCGGCACCAGUCUCCAGAGAUCCAGAGACACACUGAGGACGUUUCUGAGGACAAAGUUCAGCUGAGAGAAGAGGACGUGCUGCUGUCUCCCGUCUCUGAGAACCACCUGGGAUCGGUGAGUGAGGAGAACACAGGAAGUGAAGGACUGUGGAGGUUUGCUGUUUGGAGUGAGGUGCUGACCUUUGACCUCCUGCAGCUGCGGAGACAGACGGAGGACGAGCUCGGCAACUUACACACACAACUGUUUCAGAUCGAAGGUCGUCGGCAGCUUCUGACCUCUGAACUGUUUCAUCUUCACCAGAGGAAGAAACAGCUCGAACAGGAAGUGAACUCCAGGCGUCAGACGAGUUUCCACGUGUGCGCUUAUCGGGAGCUCCAGGCCUCCAUCACCGAGCGUCUGGUCCAAUCAGAGGAGCUGGUGUUCCAGGAGGAGGCUGUGAUCUCCCUCCGUCAGCUGCUGAGUGAAGACCUGCUCCGGUACCAGGAAGAGAGCGAGAGACUGAGACUCUUCACCCAGAAGAUCCUCAGACUGUCCCUCAGGUCGGACGGAGAAGAAACGUUUCCUAACAGACGGAGCGACCGCUGCAUGCAGGGAAAGACCCAAGAAAACAACAUGCAAACAGCACUUAGUCGUCAGCAGAACACCAACGAAGAAGAAGCCGCGCACAUCUGGAAAACCAAUUAUAAGAAACCGGCUGCGAGUUCGUCCCGUAGCUCAAACCUGCGCCGAGCCGGCAGCGUCAAGGACCUGAUCGGUAGAUUCUCCGGUUCGGAUCUCGUGUCUCCGACCGGUUCUCUCGCUUUCGGAAUCGGAGAAACUCCGAAGUCUGAGGAAACGUUCAAGUCGACGCUGUCCACGUCCCCCCCGUCCCUCCCGGCAGAGGAGGGUCCGGUUCCCGGCAUCACCGUGAUUCCUCCUCCGCUCGGAGAGACCCGUCAGAACGAGGCUCCGCCCACCACCACCACCACUAACCAGACCACUGCCAGAACUGAUCGUCCAGUAGGAGGCAGCGCUGAGAAAACCGACUCGCAAGCAACCGCCAAAACACAAACCGUAGACUCCGGUCGGGCCUCGGUGGCGGACUCUGGAAUGGGAUCGGAAUCUGAGUUCGAUUCCAACAAGCAGCUGGAGGACGAGCCCACCACGCCCAAACCUGUGAGCGCCAGCCAGAACCCCAAGUACCAGCUGUACCUCAACAACGACCUGAAGACCAACGGGAUAAGCAGCCGGGAGGCCGACGCCCCGGGGGGGGGCAAGGCCACCGAGGAGAACGGCCCCAGGAUGUCCCGGUGGGAGGGCUCCCGUCUGGGGACCAACACAAACCCGAACCAGUACCGGGGGUCCCUGGAGUCCCUGGCCUCCCGGGAGUGGGACAAUACGUCCGACAGGCUGGGUGUUGUUGACAGCCCCCCCCGAGUGUUCAACAGCCCGUACACCUCGACCGCCUCCAUGGAUUACAACGCCCCCAAUUACCAUCGCAUGUCCGAGUUCAAGGCUCCCAGCGGCCUGUCUCCUGCCACCUCCGAGAUGAACCUGUACAGCUUCAACAGCCGCAGCACCAGCCCGGUGGGGGUCACCGCCCCUCGGUCUCGAUUCUCCGCCUACGAAACGCUGGUGAAGAGACGGGCCGAGGUCAACCACAACCACAACCACGUGCCUCAGGUGAUGCCGGGUCAACACUACAGCCUCCGCUCCAACACGCUGGGAGCCAACAACAAGAAGGACUUCAUCGAGGAACUGACCAAGCAGCUGGAGGAGUGUCAGAGGCGUAACCAGUUCCUGGAGGCAGAGAGUGUGGAGAUGGAAAAGGAGAGAAACCAGAUCAGGUUUGAGAUGCGCGGCUUCCUGGUGAACAACGAGGAUCUCCUGCGCACCAACACUCAGCUGACCAACGAGAUGAAGAGGAUGAGGGAGCAGAUGAUCGAGAUGGAGAGAGAGAGCCAGUCGACAGGAGAGAAAUACAGAGAGAUGGAGAUCGAGGUGCGGCAGGCGCGGGACAUGAUGGUGGAGGCCAACACGCAGGAGUACGCCUUCAACUUCCUCCAGCAGUCGCUCAAAAACCGGAUCAAGGACGCUGAGGAGAACCUGGAGAACCAGACGCAGCACGCCAAGACCCUGGGGGAGAAGCUGUGGUUGGCCGAGAGACAACUGGAGGAGCACGAGGUGGACAAGGACUCGAAGGACAAGAGGACGUCUGAGCUCAACAGCAGCCUCCUCAGGCUGGAGGAGGAGCUGAACGAGGCGCUGCAGGUGUCGUCUCAGGCCUCGGCCGAGGUCAACCUGCACCAGAAGCUGCGUGACGACGCCCACAUGCGUGUGGACGAGCUGGAGGAGUCUCUGCUGGAGAAGGACCAGGAGCUGCUGCGGCUGCAGAACCUCGUGGGCCGCCUGCAGGGGGAGGUUUCUGGGAAGCUGAUCGAUAAGGAGCGGACCCUGGAGGAGGAGAUCCAGCUGAGGGAGCGGAUCCAGCUGCAGUGCAAACAGGCGGAGAGGUCGGUGGACGACCUGCACAUGGAGCUGCAGGGGACCCAGCAGGCCAGAGACGACCUGGCCAAGCAACUCAAACAGGCUCAGGAGAAGAUGAUCGACCUGGAGAGCGACCUGGAGGAGCUGCAGGACAGCGAGCAGAGAUGGGCGGCCAAACACAAGAGGGCCAUCGAGCAGACGGAGCAGCUGCAGCUGAAGGUGAUUCAGGAGAAAGAGCUGAACGACCAACUGGAAACUGAGAAGGUCGCCAUGGAGAGACAGCUGCGUCAGCUGCGUCUGGAGGUGGACGAGCUGCAGAGCUCCAGGGUCCAGGAGGACGUGGUGUCCCGAGCGGAGAGUCGAGCCAAAGAGCUGGAGAACCUGCUGAGGACCGAGGAGAGGAACAAAGCUGUUCUGACAAACACAAUCAGCAAAAUGGAGCGAAGAACCAACGAGCUGAGUGAUCAGAUGGAGGAGGAGCACAGGAUAGCUAAUGAGCAGAAAGACCUGAUGAACCAGAGGAUCCGCUCCCUGAAGCGUCAGCUGAACGAGUCGGAGGAGGAGGCGAGCAGGAAGGAGGCGCAGUACCGCCACACCCAGAGAGAGCUGGCCGAGGAGCGGGAGACGAGCGGCCGGCUGCAGAGGCAGCUGCUCGACCAGCACCUGCAGAUGAAACGUAAAGAGUCUCUGAACAUCCGUCAGACUCUGGACAACCUGAGGUUGGACCUGAGCGUGGACGAUGAAGACGAUGAGAUGCCGCUGGCGCCGCCGCCGCCGCCGCCACAGGAGCAAACAGAAAACGUCACCAAAGUCUGAAGCCUGCGAACAUUCACUCGGCACAAAACUCAUCUGUAUAUUUAUAUAUAUAUGUUACUAUUUUAAAGCAGAAAAACUACAACGUCUUCACACUGACAGUGAAGUUAGGAAGCGUUUGUUUUGCCACCACCAGUCGUCCAAAUGAAAAAAUACAAUCUCAGCUUUGUUCUAAAAAGUCCCAAAAUUCCACCUGGAUGUUUUCCAUUUGUUUGCUCUUAUGUUCUGAAAGCUGAAGGUGUUAACUCAUGUUUUAGUUUUAAUUCAAACAGUCAUUUACUAAUAUUUCACUUGGAAUCAUCCUGGUGUUUUGGUUCUGAUAAUAGUUUAAAUAGAGGAAACAUUCAAGUUUCUACGAGUUGAUUUUCCCUCUGAAAGUUCUGCUGAGUUUCAACAUGUAAAUUACAUUUAUAAUACAUCAAUUUGUGAUGUUUCCUGAUUUGUAUAUUCCUAAACUAGAUUUUUUAAAUUAUCAGUAUAACAUUACAGCCAAAGAAUUUAUUCGGAAAUGAAGGAUCUUAAUUAUCCAUCGCCCCCUCCUGGCGACAGCAGGAACACAUUUUAUCCACAUUAAAAACUCGACUGGUGGAUUCACGACUUCACUGAAACUCGAUUUAACUUUCAACCAUGAAGUCAAAUGAAAGUUGUGUUUUCUUCUCAGUCAUGAUCGGAUCUUUAUAAAAAUAAAAUUAUUAUAAAGAUGUUUUUAUCAAAACAUCAGAUGAAUUAUUGCUCGCUAGAAAAUUCUGCUGCAUUUUUCUUUUUCAUAUUUUCUAGAUCGUCGCUGACAGUUGUCUCAGAAUGAGGGUUUUUCACGUUAGAGUUUAGUUCAACAUCUUCUGCAGUAUUUAAAUAUAUAUUAUUUUACAGGGUAAAAAAAACACAACAUGGAACAACUGGGUCGUUGUUUCAGAUUCACACACAGAAACUGUUCUGAGAUUAUUUAUAUGGAAUAUUUGUUUUGUGUUUUUUUUAUGAGAUUAUGAAGAUCCUUGGAUUUUCUGUAUUUGCUGUCGCUUGCCGGGAAAUAAUGAGUUUUACAGAAUGAGACGAUUUCAAAGUUCAGUUUCAGGUAUUUUCGGGGUUUUGUUAAUAUAUUAACAAAACUCACGAGCCUCCGUCGCAACGUAUCUGCUCACAAGACAAGAUUUGUAAGUAUUUUUAAGUAAAAUAGCUGAGAUAUUGUCCGUCUCCAACGUAAAUAAAUGUCUGGCUACAAGAUGUUUGUUAAAAAAAACCUGUAAGUGUCACAGAAACCAACAGGACUGGGUCAUCAGUUUUAUUCACAGGUUUUAGUUCUCGGAUUUAGAUUAUGGAUGUUUUUACAGUCCUCUGCAUGUUCCUUUUAGCUUUUAUAUCAUGUUAGAGACAUAGAGCUAAUAUUCAGAUUCUCUUUGAAUUCUCAUGUUUACACGUGAUGACGUAUUUUAAUGUUUAAACUGUCGGGAAUUUAAUUACUUCACAAAGUAUUUUUAUUUUUUUCCUUGAAUGAAAUUGGCAGCGUCGACAGAUAUGUAAAAAGAAAUGAAAUACACUGACUUAUUUUUGUAACUACACUUCACGCUCUACAGGUUCUACUGUUCUCGGGUAUUUAUGUUUGUUUCACACUGUCUCUUGUGGUGAGAAGUUUCCUAAACAAAAUGCUAAUAAAUCUUCUCCACUGUGAA
Molecule: messenger RNA, 5060 nt
Organism: Limanda limanda (common dab)
Lineage: Eukaryota; Metazoa; Chordata; Actinopteri; Pleuronectiformes; Pleuronectidae
Exons: 24
Coding region: 1-3396 (1131 amino acids)
Cellular component (GO): myosin complex
Source: RefSeq, a predicted model, not a curated record